Molecule: messenger RNA, 829 nt
Organism: Athene cunicularia (burrowing owl)
Lineage: Eukaryota; Metazoa; Chordata; Aves; Strigiformes; Strigidae
Gene: PTRH2
Product: peptidyl-tRNA hydrolase 2
Exons: 1
Coding region: 47-565 (172 amino acids)
Biological process (GO): negative regulation of anoikis; positive regulation of anoikis
Cellular component (GO): cytosol; mitochondrion
Molecular function (GO): peptidyl-tRNA hydrolase activity
Source: RefSeq, a predicted model, not a curated record
AUCUGUCUUUCCCCCCGCCUUCCAUAGGCAGCCUUCAAAAUCCAUCAUGGAUUAUCUCUCGAAACCCGGGUUCCUCAGCGUCAUCGCUGGAGUCGCGUGUGGAGUGUGCCUGGGGUGGGGCAUUCGCGGGAGGCUCCUGAGGCAGCCCAGAGCCGGAAUGACCGCCCCUGCAAACAACCUGGGGAGCGAAACAAGCAUCAUGGGAGAGUCCGGGGAGUUCAAGAUGGUUCUGAUCGUCCGCAAUGAUUUGAAGAUGGGGAAGGGUAAAGUAGCAGCACAGUGUUCCCACGCUGCUGUUUCUGCCUACAAGCAAGUUCAGAGAAGAAAUCCUGAACUCCUGAAACAGUGGGAGUACUGUGGCCAACCUAAAGUGGUCCUCAAAGCUCCCGAUGAAGAGACUCUGAUCCAACUCCUGGCUGAUGCUAAACACCUCGGACUGACUGUGAGCUUAAUACAAGACGCGGGUCGUACUCAGAUAGCUCCAGGCUCCCAGACAGUCCUUGGGAUCGGACCGGGACCAGCUGAUGUUGUAGAUAAAGUUUCCGGUCACCUGAAACUCUUCUAAACCAGGGACCAAAGAAAGCUGAAUGCAUUGAUGUAUGGCAGUACUGAAGGGAUUAAAACCCAAAUUUGGGGAUUUUCUCUCAAUAUAAAUAAAAGUAACCAGGUUUUGUAAAAGAUUUAUAUUUGCAAAGUUCAAUAUUAAUGUCUUUCAUGAGUUUCUGUAGCGCGUUCUAAAGUGGGAAGGAAAGUGCUAGACUGGGUGGAGUUGAGGAAAGUAGAGCUGGCAGAACAUUGCUACGCAUAAGAAUGAACCCAGUGUCUUUAA